Molecule: messenger RNA, 1245 nt
Organism: Lycium ferocissimum
Lineage: Eukaryota; Viridiplantae; Streptophyta; Magnoliopsida; Solanales; Solanaceae
Exons: 3
Coding region: 1-1245 (414 amino acids)
Molecular function (GO): nucleic acid binding; RNA-DNA hybrid ribonuclease activity
Source: RefSeq, a predicted model, not a curated record
AUGGACCCGUUGAGGUACAUAUUAUUCCAGCCCAUGCCUAUCGGGAAGUUGGCCAAAUGGAAGAUGCUGUUAAGUGAAUUUGACAUCGUGUACAUAGCCCAGAAACCCGUUAAAGGACAGGCUUUGGCUGACUUACUAGCUGCAAGCCCGGUAAAUGAAGAGCUCGAACCACUUCACACCCAUUUCCCGGACAAAGGGGUGUUGGCCAUAGAAAAAGGACCAACAAAAUCCUAUAUUGGUUGGAAACUGUUCUUUGACGGAGCAAUAAAUUACAAAGGUUCCGAAAUCGGAGCGGUUCUGAUAUCAGAAAAUGGGCAACACUACCCCAUGGCCAAGAAUAAAAAGAUCUUGCUAUAUGUGAACUUGGCCCAAAGAUUGUGCAAGAAAUUCAGAAAGAUCGAAUUUCGACAUACGCUGAGGGCUCAGAAUGAAUUUGCCGAUACACUGGCCACAAUAGCAUCAAUGAUCCAACAUCGUGAAAGCUGUCACAUUGACCUGCUAAGGAUAACUCUGAAAGAAGAGCAUGCCCACUGUUGCCAUGUGGAAGCUGAGCCAGAUGGCAAACUAUGGUACAAUGACAUCAAAAUGUAUCUAGAAAAACGGGAAUAUCUCGAAGGCAUUACAAAUGGACAAAAGAAGACCAUCAGAAGAAUGGCAAAUGACUUCUUCUUAAACAAGGAAAUACUGUACAAACGGAUGCGGAUUUGGAGUGCGUCGAUGUGUAUGACGGCGAAGCCUCAAACUUCUAGAAGAAGUACAUCUUUUGGAACAUAUGGAUCCCAUAUGAAUGGGUUUGUACUGCGAAGAAGAUUUUCGGAUAAUUGGAUGACCAUGGAAAAUGAUUGUUGUAAAUAUGUACAAAGGUGCCAUCAAUGCCAAAUCCAUGGUGAUCUAAUCAAGGUCCCUCCAAGUGAGCUUAAUGUUAUGAGUUCACCAUGGCCUUUUGUUGCUUGGGGCAUGGACUUUAUUGGACCCAUGAACCCGCGACUUCAAAUAGCCCUUUGGUUCAUUUUAGUUGCCAUUGACAACUUCACCAAGUGGGUGGAAGCAACAUCUCACAAAUCGGUAACAAAGGAAAGUGGUAGCUUACUUCGUGCACAACCACAUCAUAUGGCGAUUGGAAGCGAUUCGCCAAAGAAGAUCAAGACCACUGCUGGGAUCAAGCUUUCAAAAUAUAUAUCUAGCCACGAGGGUCAUAGGGUUUUGAAUGCCACCAAGGACAAAAUAUCUAGCCACAAGGGCUAG